Schistosoma haematobium is the source of this 2337-nucleotide messenger RNA. RefSeq names its product Serine/threonine-protein kinase Nek7. The transcript is spliced from 8 exons. The coding region runs from base 607 to 1575 and encodes 322 amino acids. Gene Ontology annotation, molecular function: protein kinase activity; ATP binding. The record is from RefSeq and is a predicted model, not a curated record. Gene Ontology annotation, biological process: protein phosphorylation. Lineage: Eukaryota; Metazoa; Platyhelminthes; Trematoda; Strigeidida; Schistosomatidae.
AACUAGGACAAUUACAAAUAUCAUCUAGUUAAUAUUGUAGGUAUAAUUUUUAUCUGUUGAUCAAAUUUGAUAAAUUCUAAAUUUCUUGAAAUGGAAGUGGUUCCUCGAUAUGAAUAUGAGGUUAUUAUUCCACCGGAAGGUGGUUACGUUUCUCUUGAAUCAAAUGUAUACAAUCUGAAUAAUAUUCAUAAACCAAUUACUGACGAUCAGUAUGGUGUAUUUUUCAUUGAUCCAACUACAAACAAUACAAUUAAUUCACACGGGCGUUUUAGAGAAGAAAGCAUCCAUGAAACACCAGACACAACGACAAAAAUCGACCAUACAUCUCUACAUCAACACGCAGAUAUUUGUAAUAUCACUUCUAUCACACUGCCCGCUCCUUUUCAAUACUUAGAGCCUACUCAACAAUGUAGCACAAGCUUUCAUCAUCAUUGUCUUCCUCUUCAAUUAAAGUAUUUCCAUUCUCUAAGGAACUUUACAAUACUAAGCCAAAUUGGCGUUGGACAAUUUAGUAGUGUCUAUCGUGCUGAGUGCAAUCAACCUUUUGGUCUUAAUGUAGCCCUUAAAGUUAUCAAGGUGAAGUUUCUGUAAAACAAAGUUAGCUAUAUGCAUAAAAGCUCUAUAUCUCGAAUACGUAGUGCACCAACUCAAAGACAUAGUGGAGUAAAUCUUGAUGGAUUAUCAGCAUACUCUACUUUGUCCAACUACGAAGUGCAAGGGUCUAUUGGACAAGGCCAGUUUUCAACCGUAUGGCAAGCUUUUCACACUCCGUCUCGUCAGACAGUUGCUAUGAAAAAAAUUAAGAUAUUUGAAAUGGUCGAUGCUAAAGCACGUCAAGAUUGCAUAAAAGAGAUAGACCUAUUGAAAAGAUUAGAUCAUCCAAAUGUCAUUCGUUAUUUGGCAUCUUUUGUGGAGAAUAAUGAAUUAAUUAUUGUUUUGGAACUUGCAGAUGCGGGUGACCUAUCUCACAUGAUUAAGCAUUUUAGAAAGAAAAAGCGAUUAAUUCCUGAAAAAGCUAUUUGGAAGUAUUUCGUUCAGAUUAGUAGUGGAUUGGAGCAUAUGCAUUCGAAACGUAUCAUGCACCGAGAUAUCAAGCCUGCCAAUGUAUUUAUCAAUGUUAAGGGUCAGGUGAAACUAGGAGAUCUUGGAUUGGGAAGAUAUUUUAGUUCAAAGACUAUAGCAGCUCACUCCUUAGUUGGUACACCUUAUUACAUGUCACCAGAACGAAUACGUGAACAAGGUUAUGAUUUUGCAUCAGAUAUAUGGUCACUUGGAUGUUUACUUUAUGAAAUGGCCGCAUUACAAUCACCGUUUUAUGGUGACAAGAUGAAUUUAUUUCGUUUGUGCCAAAAAAUUGAACAUGGUGAUUACGCUCCAUUACCUAAAGAAAUUUAUUCAGCUGAACUUCGUGAAUUAGUCACUGUAUGUAUACAAAAAGAACCAACGAAUAGACCAACUAUUACACAUAUUUAUAAUAUAGCUAAAGAGAUGCAUGAAUUACUUAAUGGAAAGAUUUCCACGUCUCCUUCAUGUUCUCAACUUGAUUGUCGACCAUCUUCAGCUAUUACAAAAUAAUUCUGUUCAUCUUUAUUUUCCUCUACAUCGAAUAUAUACAAUUGAUUAAUUAAAUUUAUUGUCUUUCAAUCUUUUCUUGAAGACCAUAUCAAUAACACCUGAAUAUGAAGAUGUUUCUUUUAAGACAUAACACAAACAAAAGAAUAAGAUAAAUUCACUUAAACUGCUGUCUAAUACAGGAAUGUAUAAUUGACAAUUUAUUUUUUAAAUAUUCUCAUACUACUGAAUUCAAAAUAAUAUUGUGCUGAUUCAAAUUGAGUUUGUUUUUGUUUUUGUUUAGAAGAAACAUUUUUUUUCUUGCCUUCUCCUUUUUUUUCUCUUUAAUUAUUUUGUAUCAUAUCGUAGUAAUUUUUAGUUUUGUAUUGAAAAAAAUAAAGAAAAAGAAAAGAAAAGAAUAAAUAACAACCGAGAACAAUGAACUCAUUUGAAUAGUUUCUAUUUACUUUUCAUUAGAAAUAGUUUAUCAUAAAUGAGAAACUUGUUUUCACUUAUGUAAUCACAUAUCAUUUAUCAGUUAUGUAACAAAACUUCCAUUCAUUCUUUCUAUAUUGUUUUGUUUUGUUUUAAGAGAAUUUCAUGAAUUGAUUGCCUCCAUUAUUAUUAUUCCAUUACAUUUUGUUAAUAUUAAUUUCUGCUUUCAUAUUAGAUUUAGAUAAAUAGAAUUUUAUUCUUUAUAAUUUAUAAAAUGAAUUAAUGUUUUCAUUAUGUAAUUCAUGUAAUGUCAUUGUAGCUUUAUUAAUAAAAUGAAACAGUUUACUCAAA